Messenger RNA from Aphanomyces invadans, 348 nucleotides. RefSeq lists its product as hypothetical. Bases 1 to 348 code for a protein of 115 amino acids. The transcript has 2 exons. The record is from RefSeq and is a predicted model, not a curated record. Lineage: Eukaryota; Oomycota; Saprolegniomycetes; Saprolegniales; Verrucalvaceae.
AUGGGCGCCACCAAGACGUCGAAGGAAUGCGAUCAAAUCAAUACUGACAAGAUCUUGUCAUUCGCCUCGUUGGUGCUCAAAAUUUCCACGGAGUUCUCGUCAAGCUCAGAAGAUGUGCUCAUGGCCCAGGUCGACUCGGGGAAGUUGACCACGCUCAACGACGCCUGGAACUCCAUCAAGUCCACGUCCGUCGUUCAAAACGCCUUGAAAGCGUACGACGCCGCCAACCGCCUCGUGUCGGGGUACCGGGCCAUCGAGGACCUCGUAAAAGAGGUCAGCACGACGAAAGACUUCUACUUGACGUGCGACAAAGUUGUUGACCCAGACGCGUGCAUCUCCGAGGAUUAG